Messenger RNA from Protopterus annectens (West African lungfish), 2968 nucleotides. Its product is annotated as ubiquitin-conjugating enzyme E2 Q2-like. The transcript has 13 exons. NCBI's taxonomy places the organism in Eukaryota, Metazoa, Chordata, Ceratodontiformes, Protopteridae. Bases 305 to 1330 code for a protein of 341 amino acids. The record is from RefSeq and is a predicted model, not a curated record.
GGUUGAAGCAAAUCACUCAAGCGCGCUAUGUGGCAGCACCUCUCAUAUCAUCGCCCGUUUAACUCGGGAAUAUAGCAAUACAAAGAAGCUGCAGCUCAGCACCCCCGCCAUCUUCAAUUGGAACGUAACGACCGUCGGGGCUGGAAAGUUUGGCAGAGUUUUAUACGAUAGGAAGGCGAGUAGGGGCCAAGCUUCAGUUUACAAGCAGCGUCUGGAAGGAGCUCUUCAACCUAUUGUUUUGGCGUCGCAGCCUAAAUUUUGCUCUUUUUCCAAAUGUGGGUUGCACUUCAGAAAUGACGCCAAGAUGUCGGUGUCAGGGCUGAAGGCCGAGCUGAAGUUCCUGGAGUCCAUCUUCGACAAGAACCACGAACGGUUCCGGAUUGUUAGUUGGAAGCUGGAUGAGUUGCUGUGCCAUUUUAUUUCUGUACAGAGUAACGGCGGCGGGGUGGUCAGCCCGCUCACGAUCCAUUGCAACAUCGCGCUCCUCCAGCAACUAAAACGACUGAUAUGUGACCUCUGCAGGCUCUAUAACCUCCCACAGCAUCCUGAUGUGGAAAUGUUGGAUCAGCCACUACCAAAUGGCGAGAAUGGAACAACAGAGGAUGUCUCUUCAGAUGAUGAAGAGGAGGAGGAUAUGGGAGAGGAUAUUGAAGAUUUGGAUCAUUAUGAGAUGAAGGAAGAAGAACCUGUUGAAGGGAAGAAGUCUGAAGAUGAUGGCAUUGAAAAAGAAAAUUUGGCCAUACUUGAGAAAAUCAGGAAGAAUCAAAGGCAAGACCACUUAAAUGGAGCAGUAUCAGGGUCUGUUCAGGCCUCUGACCGCCUUAUGAAAGAGCUCAGGGAUAUUUACAGAUCACAAAGUUUCAAAUCAGGUAUGUUUGGCAGUGCAAAAGUUGUGGUUGGCUCAUCUCUGUUUUUGUCAUUUCAAGAAUAUCGCCUGGUUGACCCAGACAGUCCACUACAUAGUGACCUGUUGGUGUUGAAAGAAAAAGAAGGGGUAGCAUUUAUCUUGCUCAGUUUCUUGUUCAAGGUAAAUACACCUUUUGAGCCACCCAGGAUUCAGGUGCUAGGGACGCUCCUCUCGGGUGGGUACGUUUUGGGAGGUGGUGCACUAUGCAUGGAACUUCUUACUAAACAGGGCUGGAGCAGUGCCUAUUCAAUUGAGUCCGUCAUUAUGCAAAUUAAUGCAACUUUAGUGAAAGGAAAAGCCAGGGUGCAGUUUGGAGCAAAUAAGAACCAGUACAAUCUUGCAAGAGCACAACAGUCCUACAAAUCUUUAGUUCAGAUUCAUGAAAAAAAUGGUUGGUACACUCCACCAAAAGAAGAUGGCUAGAAUCUGCCCAUAUGUAACUAGGAGCGAUUCUAAAAAUCCAAGCUGUUUCUAGUCUUCAACACAAAUGGCUUCCACUUGAGGGUGCCCCUGACAAAUCCACCACAGGAGUUAGUUCUUGAGAGUGCUGUAAUGGCUGGAUAAUUUUGGAUGAUAUUAUCCAGUCCCCCAGCUGCAAUUAUCAUCCCAUUGUUCAUGCAGGUGUAUUGAACUGAACUAUAAUGGCCUUUCUUCAGUAUGGGCUGAUUAUGUGAAAAGCUGCUGUUCCCUCCUUUUUCCGUAAAAUGCCUCUAAAUAGGUGAAUGAGUAUAGUGCUUCACAGAGCACUUUACUUAAAUUCUGCACUUUUUUUGUCUCAGUAUCCUGUCAAGAGAUAUUGUUUUAUGAAAGACUUCAGAUACUGUUAUGUAAACCCAACAAAGUGCAAACAUUGGUGUGCAACAGGAUUCAUUCCUAACAAGUUUCUUUAGCUUUUUUUUUUCUGAACUUCAUUUACUCGGGAAGAUUGCACGUGGUUUUGUAUUACUUCAGUCUUAUUGAAGUAGUUCAUUUAUUGUGUUAGGACAGGAGUAUUAGAAUAAAACACUCUGUGAUAAGGACCAUGGCUUUUUCUGGUUGAUCUUGAUAUAGAUCAUUUUUAAGUAUGGUUGUGCCAACUGUUUAAAAUUAUUGGUAACCAGUCAUUUCCACUGGGGCAUCAGUGGUUUGCAAAACCUUUACUAAUGCAUUGUUAUAUGUCCUGAGUAAAACAGAUAAGUAUGUAUUCAUUCAGAAGUGUUUAUCCCCUUUUUUUUUUUAGUUCCAUUUUGAACGGGUUGUUGCAAUCAGUCAUUGAACUUGUUAGUCGGCACAAGUAUGGGUUUUAACUCUUCCUGUAGCAUAAAGGUUGACACACACUUAUGUUAAAAUAUAUGCAAGUAAUCUGUUGACAUGACGAUUUGUGGACCACUGCUUAGAUGAGAAUUCCAAAAAUGGUACCAUUGUAAACACAGUGGUUGGAAAAUAUAAAAAAUCUCUCUUAACAGAUGUUAAGCAUUUCUUGUAAAUUUUGACUAAUAAUCUGGAUGUGUAUUUCUCAUUUGUCAUUUGCCUUAUGUAUACCUUCAAGUUCUGUGACGUGUUUUAGUACCUGCUGGUGAUUUUUUUUCUAACCCUUUUUGCCAAGGGUAGCAUUAAUGGAGGGUUCCAUAUGCAAAACAUGCUUCCAAAAGGCAAAGUUUUUUGUUAACUUGAUUUUAAUGCAUUCUCCUUUUUUCUCUAUGAAGCAGAGCUGUGUACCCUUUCACAUCCUGCUAGGAAUCCAAACAGUACUACUGCCACUGUGUCUGUUCACUUGUGGAUGAAGCAGCCAGUGAAGAUUUGCUACCCUUUGGCUAUUUGUAGACUGUAAAGAAAGAGUUUUUCAAGUUUGUUAAGCAAACUUUGGAGACUUGGUGUAGCUGUCAAGCUGGAAAUCUUGAACUUAAUCUGACAUUCCUGAAGAGAUGAUCCAACUGGCAAGUGGGUUAAUGCACAUUUGGCAUGCUAUGUUUUUUUUUUUUUUUUUUUUUGAACUUCACUUCCUUGUGAUAUUCAUUACCCAUGUACAGUAAUUUGUAAACUUGCAUCAAGUUUAUAAAUAAAUAACAAUUUUAAGUAUUA